Messenger RNA from Hypomesus transpacificus, 873 nucleotides. RefSeq names its product monocyte chemotactic protein 1B-like. Lineage: Eukaryota; Metazoa; Chordata; Actinopteri; Osmeriformes; Osmeridae. Gene Ontology annotation, cellular component: extracellular region. The transcript is spliced from 3 exons. The coding region runs from base 113 to 406 and encodes 97 amino acids. Gene Ontology annotation, molecular function: chemokine activity; CCR chemokine receptor binding. Gene Ontology annotation, biological process: chemokine-mediated signaling pathway; positive regulation of ERK1 and ERK2 cascade; neutrophil chemotaxis. The record is from RefSeq and is a predicted model, not a curated record.
AUGUGAACAUGGCCUCAAUAUGGAAAAGUGAAUGCCUUUGUUUGAUGUUGGUGGGCUUAAAAGGGGACUUCAGAAGAGAGUAUGUCAUAACUGACAGAAGCAGCCAGACACGAUGAAGCUGGCCUGCGCUCUCCUUCUGCUCAGCAUCAGUUGUCUCCUGAUGGACACGACAUCAGCCCAAGUUAAUAAGGUGGGCAGCUGUUGCCGUAAAACCUUCAGUAUGCGGAUCCCUCUACGCAUGCUGGGUUCCUACUACGUUCAGGACAUCGCCAUGUGCCCCAUCAAAGCAGUGGUUUUUGUUACAGUGAAAGAUAAAAGACUGUGCUUAGACCCCAAGGAACUCUGGGUCAAGACCGCUAUAGACUACCUGGACAAAAAGAACACCUCUCAAACACGCCAAAACUGAAAAAUCAACAACCCUUUCCAAAAGGCUAACACAAGGCCUUGUAAAGCAACACACACAAUCCUCAGGACUCCAACGAGCAGGAACACUGACACUGAAUAUUUGAAUGUAUGACAAGUAUGCCUUUACUAUAUACUAAUAUUAUUAGAUUAUGUGUACAUUUUUCCUUGACUGUGAAUGUGGCCCAUUAUUGUGGCUCACCUUGAUUUAUGGAUGCUAUUAUACUGUAUAUUUAUAUUUGUAAAUGUACAAAGUAAUGGCAGUUUGGCUGGGAAGGCUGUCCAUUGCUAUUCUCAAUAAAACUUUGUGCAGUAAGAAAGAAUGUGUUUAGAAACGAUCACCAAUACGAAUAUUUCAAUCACUAAAUUGAAUUCACGUGUUGAGCUUGAGUGAAUCCAGCAGGUUUAUUCACAGAGGUUAUGUAGAGGGCAGUGGUAUAGAACAGAGAAACACAAGGGCUUUGGGGACAG